Dromaius novaehollandiae (emu) is the source of this 4273-nucleotide messenger RNA. RefSeq lists its product as uncharacterized. Gene Ontology annotation, biological process: regulation of gene expression. Lineage: Eukaryota; Metazoa; Chordata; Aves; Casuariiformes; Dromaiidae. The transcript has 12 exons. Gene Ontology annotation, molecular function: POU domain binding; DNA binding. The coding region runs from base 252 to 2078 and encodes 608 amino acids. Gene Ontology annotation, cellular component: nucleus. The record is from RefSeq and is a predicted model, not a curated record.
AAGCAGUUUCCAGUGACUGUUUGGAUUCCAAGGCUGGCUUUAUUCUGCAACUGCUAUAACUUGCUACUCAAAAAAGGAGAGGGAAGUUGGAGCCAGCUAGUAGUGGCUAAUUACUCUGGAGAAUUAAAUACAAUUAUCCUGUUCUCAAUGUGAAACUGGAUUUUCGUUUCUUUUCACAAACCAAUAGCGUUUGGUUUUCUGGGUGUUUUUCCUCCUCUCCUUUUUCAUAUUUUUCUGCACACACAGUGGAAAUGUUGCAAACGGUCUGCAUGAGUCCCGAAUUACUGGUCAGUCAAAACAUCAGUGAAAAUGCCAUCUGUGGCUAUAGCCCAGGCCAGGGAUCUCCACUGCCGGGAGAAACUGCCAGCCCCAAAAGCUGUUUUCAACAGAGCCCAUCGUUGCCAGACUCUGGAUUAACUGAAUUUAAUGUGCCGAGUCCUGAGAUCUACUGCCCUCCUUCUGGUAAACCUCAGGAGAUGUCUGCUCCCACUGACUCUGGACUUGGCUCUGAACCCCCUCAGAAGCGCUACAUGGGUGUGAGGGUGAAGAUGCCAGUACGGGAACUACUGAGAAAGAUACGGCUUUCCAAAGGACUGGACCCAGCUCACAGCAAGGAAGCCUCAUUAACGAAGACAGCAACUAAAGGAUCCUCAGGAAAAACAGAGAAGAGAAGAGUUCACCCUUAUACAGAGAAACAGCUUAGACAGAGCAAGCAGAGCAUUGGGCAAACACCAAAAGGCUUAGAGGACCUUGAUAUCCUAGUGGAGGUACUGCAGGAAGAUUUGAACAAAAGCCAGUCAAAGGAGUCGUCUCUGGGUUCUGCGCCAGAUAGCUUUUGGCAGGGCUUCUCCACAGAUCUGCAAGCCACUCAGUGGGAAACUGGAGUAAGCAAGCAGGCAGCUGGUGGUCUGCGGGACAGAUGCCACAGCUUGACCAAAUUGCGCUCAUACUGCUCUUUUAAAGAUCACAACUCGCUGUUGCAAGGAGAGGUAGAGACUUCUUUUCAUGAUCAUAAAAACAUGCAAGAACCAGACUCACCAGGACUAUUCUCAAGGACAAGUGAUAAAGAGAGUGGCUGGUGGAUGCAGGAUGCACACGCCAAUUCCCAGAAAGAUCUCCUGAGACUUUCUGCAUGGACCACAUCUCCCUGCUAUAAUUCAUCAGGAGGCUGUCCAGAGGCGUUUCUGGAAGCUAACACAGCCUCUCCAGACUUUGAGAGACAUAUGAAGUUGACCUCGAUUUCUUUCACACAGCAGGAUCUCUCUGCCAUGUCUUUCUUCCAGUUCCAGUUACACAGGGAGGAAAGUUUACUGAGAAGUAUCCCAGCAGACAAACUGCUCGCACCUGAUGAAAAUGGCAACAGGCUGCUGCACAAGGCUGUUGCUCAGGGAAGAAGAGCUCUGACUUACGCGCUUGCACAGAGAUUUGCAUCCCUAAAUAAAAUUGAUGAGAAGGACGCAGAAAAACGGACUGCAUUGCAUCUUGCUGCAGAAAAGAACCAACACCUGAUGGUCAGUGACCUGAUUUCCCUGGGAGCUAAUGUCAAUGAACAGGACAGUUUUGGGAAAACUCCACUUCAUCUAUGUGCAGAGAAUGGAUAUUUGCGAGUUCUAGAAGUUUUGAAAAACUUCAAAGAAAAUGGCAUGUGUGUGGAAGUGAACCUAACUGACCAUUAUGGUUUCACACCGUUACACUGUGCUGCUCUUUCCCACACUGUCUUAGUUACGGAAUCUCAGAAAACUGGCAUCAAUACUGACAUGGGAAGGUUUCUCAAACUACGCAAAGAUCAAAUUCUUGAGGGAAUUAACUGUUUAUUACAAAUGGGAGGAAAACCUGAGCUGCAGGUACUAAAUUCAUGUCAGAUUACCACUCCCUGUUUAAAAAUUCAGGAGAAUACCGAGCUGCUGCAGUUGCUCCAGACUCAUAAACCCAGGAGACAGAACAUCCUUCAAGAGGGUUAUGGUUUGCUUGAUGCUCCGAGAAGAAUGCCUUACCCCUUACCGCCAGAUAACAUUUCUGAACUUUUUCCAGUUUCAUCUUCGGACCUCUUUGACAUAAUUCUUAAAGGGAAAUGCUGAUAAGGCUUAUUAUCUGCAUCUUGUGGUCCGUAUGCUGCAGCUGUUACUGAAGAACAGAUAGAGAACAGACAGUAAAAGUCUUUGAAUGUAUUACAGCUUGAACUGGCUGUUGAAAAUCUCUCUUCAGUAUCUAGAAAUAAGGAGUAAACAACUAAAGGGGGAAAACCCUCAAGCCAGGUUUCACCAGUAUUAGGUAUUCAGUGUUCGAUGGGCCAAAAAAUAAAUCUUAAUUUUCCUACAGAGCUGAGCACUUGCACUCCUCUUUUGAAGACUAUUUGAGUAGUAGUUCUACAUUCUGAGACUCUGACAAUUUUUUAAGCAGUUUCUAGUUUAAGGAAGAAAAUAAAACGCAACAAAACAAACCCUGAUUUUCAUCCUCCAGAGCCUAGUCUUCAGAGCACCAGCAUAAGAUUAUUCUCUACAGUCUGAGCUUCAUGUUCAGAUACGCUGAAAACCUCCAGCAACAUAUAAAUCUGAAUAUGUACUACAGGUACACAAAGUCUGAAUGGCUGAAUUCAGUACUUUCUGCAAUCUAGCUUUGAAUUUGUUCAAGGCUGGCAUUGUCACCCUUUAAGGCAAUCCCAUUCAAAAACGACCAAAAACCCCACAUCUCAUAACUAAGCCUGUCCCCCCCCCAAAAAAAGUCAAGCUCUUUAGUUAUGCAAUCAGAAUUUGCCAUCAGUAAUGGAUUGUAGGUGUAGUCCCGGACAAAAAGCUAAUGUUUUGAAUCAGUUCCUUCACUCUAGAUGAUCUAUCAUCUAUCAGAGGAUAGAUCAUCUAGAUAGAGAAUAGUUAAAAAGCUUACAUAUUUAACAACACUGCACAAUGUUGUUUUUUAUACCAAGGAAUUUUGAAGUUAGAAGGAUAACAAAUAGCUUAAAUAAUCAUCUAUUGCCAGAUAUGUAAGCAUUCGUUCUAGAAUUUCUAGAAAUUAGGUAAUUAUUGCCCCCCCAAAUUCAUUUCUCUUUCCAGACUUAGCGUCAUUUUAUUUUAACUUCUGAUUGUUAAUUAGCUGGUUUCUAUGAAACUUCCCCGUUUGCUACAUAUGGAGCAAUCUAGAUUUAUAUAAACCUACAAAAUGACUGAUCCAGCAAUCAGCUCACAUAUGUACCUCCUACUGAAGUACAUGGGAGGUUUUUCAUGUGUAACCAUUGCAGGAUUCAGUAUUAAGUACUCAGCAUGUUUGGGGGAUAUUUUUUAAAUGAUUCCUUUGCAUUUUUUUGUUGUAAAACAGUCUCUUUCCUCUCGUUGGAUAUUCUUAAGUGUUAAGCUCCAAGAGCUAUACUGUACAACAUGAUUCAAGUUUUACUGAAAACGACUGUGUUUCGAAGUUAACUUCAAUGGGCUUUCGGUCAUAUCCUGCGUUUCUUAUGCUCUGAAAAGCUAAAUUUUGUAUUGCAUUAGUCUACAUUCUUCUCUAGUCUGAAUGAGAAUUAAGUACUCCAAAACUCUUAAGUGUAUUUUAAAUAAUUUUGUACUGUUAUUUGCAUAACAAGUUGUAUAACAUUAUGUAAUAUUCAUCUCCCUCCUUCCAUAGGCAUUCUCUACGCUUUUAAUCAUAUGAAGUCUUUCCCUUCCUCUUUUGUCCCAGAUUUUACCUGGCAAUAGAAAUAUUUUCCUCAGAUGUUCUUCUGUCAUUCCCCCCCCCCCCCCACACACACACAAAAGUUCUUCCUUCACUUUGCAUUUUAAUUCUCAUCUGAGUUCACAGCCCUUCUUAUUCAUUUGGAGAGAAUUAAUGCAGAUCUUCUAGGUUACUCAGCUUCCAUUCAUGAGAUUUAAGGACCAGUCACAGUAUCCACUGAAAUUAAAGACUCCUUAUUUUCAGUGAAUAUUGGGCAAGAAAUUCUGCAUUACAUGCAAAACCAAGAGUGAAGCAGUAUGAUGACCAAAUUUAGAGCUGCAUCAAUAAACAUUUUCAAUGAAGAAGAAUGAAUUUGUCUAUAGGUAUCACAGAAAUAACUAUAGAAAACUAUUGUAUAAGAACACAAUAUUAAUCAAGUUUUUCACCACAUGGAUGCUGUUCAGGUGGACCCUUAAGCUAGUCUGUAUCAAUUGUUCAAUAUACUCAAAACUGAAUUUGCCUGUAAAACAUACAUUUUACAACAUUUAUAUAUUAAUUGCAUGGAGAUUAGUAGAUGUGCUUUACACUGUUUCACUGUUCCUUAUUAUCAAUAAAUUUUCAGUUUCAUGCA